Molecule: messenger RNA, 3025 nt
Organism: Crotalus tigris (Tiger rattlesnake)
Lineage: Eukaryota; Metazoa; Chordata; Lepidosauria; Squamata; Viperidae
Gene: SP7
Product: Sp7 transcription factor
Exons: 2
Coding region: 191-1438 (415 amino acids)
Biological process (GO): regulation of transcription by RNA polymerase II
Molecular function (GO): DNA-binding transcription factor activity, RNA polymerase II-specific; RNA polymerase II cis-regulatory region sequence-specific DNA binding
Source: RefSeq, a predicted model, not a curated record
ACCCCUCAGGCUGGGACAGAGAUGGCAACGCCACUGCUCGAGGUAACCUUCCUGCUGUGUGCGAUCAGGGGCCCUAGAGAGUCUUGACUUGAAGCAAUCUGAAGCCUUCCUCAGACCAGGUGGGAAGUAAAGUCCAUACCUCAAGGACCUGGGAAAAGAAGAAGUGCAAUAUGGCCGCAGUUCCCUGGCUAUGUUGAUGGACACUUGUGAUAAAUUUGGAAAUUCUAAUCCAGUUCAAGAAUCAACCUCUCCAAGAAGAACUGAGAACAAUUUGGAAAGAAAACCUUACCUUUUGGGAGUAGAGUCUUUUGCUCCAAAACUCUGGAGCACUGAAGGCAUGGGAGAUUCCUAUACAGCCACUUUCCCCAAUGGGAAUGGAUUGAUGUCUCCUUCAGCAAGCCCACAAGCUUCCACCACUUACAGCAAUGAUUACAGUCCAUUUCCCCACUCCUUCCCGGCCUCACCCACAACUCAAGAUCCUUCUUCGUUGCUGAUGCCUAAGGGGCAUCCAUCUCCUGAUUGUCUUCCCAGUGUCUAUACCUCCUUGGACAUGGCACACCCUUAUGGCUCCUGGUACAAAGCUGGCAUCCACCCAGGUAUCUCUACCAGCUCUAGUAACCCUACGGCUUCUUGGUGGGAUAUGCAUUCCAACAGCAACUGGCUGAGUUCUCAGCCACAAUCAGAUGGACUUCAGGGUUCCUUACAGUCCAUGCCGAGUCAGGCGCCCAUCAGUCCCCAACUACCCAGUUACACUUCCGAGUUCACAACUUUGAAUCCUGCUCCUUACCCUGCAGUAGGCAUUACUUCUUCAUCACACCUUCUCCCUUCAGGACAACAUGUGCUGCCCCAAGAAAUGUAUAAACCCAAGCCAGUGGCCAAUAACUCCCUGAUGGAAAGUGGGAUUGCCUUGAAGUCUGGAAGAGGGGGCUCCUUUGGCAGCACAACUGGCAGGUCCACUUGUGACUGCCCUAAUUGCCAAGAACUAGAGCGGCUUGGGGCCUCGGCUGCCAGCCUGCGGAAGAAGCCUAUCCACAGCUGCCAUAUCCCAGGCUGCGGGAAGGUCUAUGGGAAAGCCUCACAUCUCAAAGCCCACCUGCGAUGGCACACUGGAGAGCGUCCUUUUGUCUGCAACUGGCUUUUCUGCGGCAAGCGUUUUACGCGCUCAGAUGAGCUGGAGCGCCACGUCCGCACCCAUACCCGAGAGAAGAAAUUUACUUGUUUACUCUGUAACAAGCGCUUCACUCGUAGCGACCACCUCAGCAAGCAUCAGAAGACCCACAAUGAAAUGGGAGUAGGCAAACCCCCAGAAGGUGAAGCUGAACGAGAAGAAGUCGCUACAGUGGCUAGUUCUCCCAACACUGCGGCCCUUCAAGAUGGCCUGGCUGGAGAGGAAAAAGAUGCCACCAGCCCUGAGCAAAGCAGCCUCCUGGAAAUCUAAUGGGUACUGUGUGUGAUCCAGCUUGCUUACUUCAUGCCAUCUCCACCAUUCUUCUUUGAAUGCUUCCCGCUAAAUAAUUUAUUUGUGGAUGAAACACAACCGCUGUUGCUGUUAGCUGUUCCUCUAGCUACAAUUGUACCUUAUGCAAAGCUUCCCUAAUCUCAAAUCAGAAGCAAAUUCAGCUGGGACCUCAGAAGGUCUACCACUUCGUGGCUAAAGACUCAGAGGCAAAUUCUGAAGCUACAGUCUCUAUUGUUCCUUAAGCUGUUAAAAACCAAAAUAGCUACCUGCUGAGGUCUCCAUAUGAUCACUUGGAUAAUGGCCAAAUUGUUGAACUCAUACUAUCAUGUGUAGGACUAGCCAAGUAGUAGGCUGGGCAGUACUGAAGUAAAUUUUUCUCAGGGUAUGUAUAGGAAUCAUUUUCCAUCUCAUGUAAACCCACUGAGCAUAUGAUUCUGAGCACCUCUCCUCACUUCUGGCACCUAUAGAUGAUGGGGAAAAAACAAGGCAAGUGGCUUGGGCCUUAUUUGAGAUUAGAACACUCUGCCUGCACCCUUGUUCCCAGACUCCAAGGAAGCAGUGGAAUCUCUUACUCAGAAGAUAAUAGUCAAAUAGUUCUCUUGCAGUGAGAUGGGCGACAAACAAAUUUAAGAAGUAUAUAAAUUAAUAAGCUGGUUAGCUUCAGUUGCUGAAAGAGUGCUUAUUAUUAUACCUUUAAGAGCUGCAAGAAAAAGCAAGUUUUACAAGGAAUGGCUCUUCAGGUGACUGAUAGCAUUGACCAGAAAAGCCAUAGCUGGUAAAACUCUGCCUAUUUGUGAAGCUCUUCAAGAUGUGUAAGCCUUGGCAGGAUCCAGAUAUGGGAUUUUAUUACUAAGCCUCCACCCUUUCUUUAAAUAAACUUGGAAGCUACUGGUUAGAAAUUGUUGCUUCAAUACAUAUAAAAGGAACUUUGCUAUUAAAAUUCCAUCCUAUUUUAAAUUAAACAUCUUGGUUCUUAGGUAGGAGGUCUUAGGUAAUAAUUCAGAAGGACAAAUUAGCAGCCAAUUAGGGAGCUAUUAUUCUACCAUCAGUAUAAAUAGGAAUUCUAUUCUCCCUUGAUCUUUGUCCAUAUUUUUUUUGAUGCAAGGUCGGCAAGGACUAUGCAGUUGAUUUGGUCAUGCAGUGAUCAAUAGAAAGAAGAUUUUGGCAUUUUGCAGGUAGAAUUUCCGCCUGUUGCUCUGGUUUUGUAUGAAUGUCACAUACUAGGCCAAGAGCUCAUUUGAGCCAUAUUUGGAAUAUUAAGGCUGUGACCUUAUACAGUAUAAAUGGACCGUUCCACUGAAGUGCAGAACUAGAGAAAUUCUAGUGUUCUUUAUUUUAUUGAGGUAAAGAAACUUGAGGAAAACCAAUAAUUUUGUAGGAAAAAUGAGAAGAAUAGCUCAAAAAAUAUCCCAUAUAGGUGCUACAAGGCUGUUUUGGAACUUUCUCUUCCCCUAUAUUUAAGCUAGAAAUAUAUUUAUCCUUAAAUUAUGAUGAAAAAUAAAUAGAGGUGAGGAGGUGGCUGGGUUCUCCAAAACGCCUCUAACAAAAGGCAUCUAUUUUCUGAUC